Messenger RNA from Ictalurus furcatus (blue catfish), 3004 nucleotides. RefSeq names its product rhomboid domain containing 2 (gene rhbdd2). Bases 266 to 1396 code for a protein of 376 amino acids. Gene Ontology annotation, molecular function: serine-type endopeptidase activity. The transcript is spliced from 4 exons. The record is from RefSeq and is a predicted model, not a curated record. Lineage: Eukaryota; Metazoa; Chordata; Actinopteri; Siluriformes; Ictaluridae. Gene Ontology annotation, cellular component: membrane.
ACAAACAAAAACAAAAAACAAAGGUUAGCAACGCUGCGCAAACGCUGCGCAAACGCUGCGCAAACGCUGCGCAAACGCUGCGCAAACGCUGCGCAAACGCUGCGCAAACGCUGCGCAGUAUAGCAGUCUCGAAUACGACAGGUUGAAGUUUCCCCAACACGGAAGUUGAUACGUCACCGGGUUCCCAACAUGAACUAUAUUUCGAGCCUUUUCGAUUUUGUUUGAUUUCAUUUAGGAAAAGGAACAUUAUGUCAUAGUCUUUACAAUGAAAAUGCGUGGCAAGUUUCGUGAUGGACUGUGGAAGAUUUAUAGUUUUGUGUCUGCGUUCGAGUUUACGAGUGGGGUCGUGUUUGUAGUCACAUUAUCUUGUGUCCUGAGCAUCGUUACGAAUCACUUCAACAUUUCGGGACAUACACUAAGUCUGGAAUCCAGCGUUGUUCUCAACGGCCAUGUUCACAAACUUCUCACCUACUGCUUUUACCAUAAGGAUGUGGAACACCUCUUUCUCAGUGUGGCUGUGCUAGUGUCGUUUUGCAGUGGAUUAGAGAAAGGAGUGGGCACAGUGCGAUUCCUACACCUUUUACUUUUUCUGGUCACUUCUAUUGGCGUAAUACAUGUACUACUGGAACUGUUGUUGUUUUCUCCAUCUACAAGGAGUUCAGUUUCAGGCCUAAUCCCAGCUUCUCUCGCCAUGCUGGGCAUGGUGACCAUCAGUUCCCGCAUGAGGAAGGCAUUCCUGCUAGGCUUUACUGUGCCCACUGCAGCUCUUCCCUGGCUCCUGAUGCUCAUUGUUUAUCUCUUUAUCCCAAAUACUGUGUUCUUAUGCAAUGUCCUGGCUGUAAUUACUGGGCAGAUGUAUGGCAUGAAAUGGUUUUCAGUGUUUCAGAUGUCUGAGUCCAAAGCGUGUGUGUUUGAGAAGAUGGUGCCAUUCAGAUUGCUGAAGAAAAUAACAUGGGUGCAUUUUGUCCCUGCAUCCGCAGGGGAGCGAAAAAAAAUCCUGCACACUAUAUGCAGCCCAUCACCUGGCUCAUACCCUGUCCAGGCUUAUGCUCCAGCAUCUAUGUUUGCUUCUCAAGCCAAAGGAAAUGCUCUAAGCAGCGUAGAUGGUUGGUCACAUCCAACCAUUAUCCAACAGAACUACACAAUACCUUCUCUAAACCCUGGAUAUAGCAUUGGGCCCAGAUUUGGAUCCAGCCAUGGACAUACACAUGGACAUGACUGUGGACAUGGGCACAGUCAUCAAUAUCAGGCCAGCGAUUUUUGGAUGCCAAAGUUUCCUUAUGCCCAUUCUCAUUUUAGCCCUCAUAUGAAUAUGGUUGUACAGUCUUUUGGUAACCCAUCACACACAACAGUUCAAGCCGACUCUGUGGCAUCUGUCCCCGUGCUCUCCACUUAGCAAUGUCCACCUGAGUGGAGCAGUCCACCCAAAAUGUAAAAUAAAAAUGAAUAUAGUGAUGCCGACCCAUGAUAACAGUUGGAGGGCCUUAUACAGGCACUCUGUAGCUAAGAAUAACAAGCCAGCCAUGAAUCAAUGUAACUUUUGAUUUUGUGAUGCUGUACUACAAGCUGAUAUAGGGUGAGUUUACUUUUUCUUUUUUUGUUAUUGUUGCUUUACUAUCUUACUCAAAAAUUUUUUACUCAUCAGUGUGUAAGAAAUACUGCAUUGCAAAAAAAAGUAAAAACAGAUUUAUACAUGAAAAUAUAUAUAUUUAAAAAAGUAUGCAUAUAUUUAUAUACUUAUAUACUUGUAUACUUAUAUUUACAUACAGUCCCCUCUGAAAGUAUUGGAACUGCUAAACAAAUAAUUUUGUUUUUGCUAUACUGAAGAAAUUUGAGGUUAGUUGAAUAUGAAAUAAUAGAUCAGAAUUUCAGCUUUCAGUUCCUGAUGCCUCAUUAUUGACAAACAUUGUCAUUAGAGCUGCUACAACUAAUCGAAAAAAUUGACAAUAAUCGAUUAUGAAAAUCGUUGUCAACGAAUCUCAUUAUCGAUAAGUCGGUCUGCACGCGGCACCAGGUACAUUUACUCAUUAUGUUACUUCUGUUCCAAAAACACGCUUCGGAGAGUAAAUACUAAAGUUGUGUCCCAAAUGACGUACUAUACACCUACAUUAUGCACUGUGUACUCUACCGUCUAGUGUAUGAAUUUUAGAAAGGUAAUAUCAUCUCAAAUGGGACACUUUUUUUUGUUGUUGUUUUUUACUAACCGCUAAAGUUUGUGUAGCAGGGAUGCACGACAGUGAUACACAAGCACAAACUUAUGUUUAUAUCCAAAAUGCUCCACUGUGUGUAAGGGGCAGGGGAAACUGGUGCGAGUUGCUUAAAAGGUUUAGUUUUAUUUAAGUUUAUUGUUAUUAUAUGCUGUAUUUGUAGUCAGUGUAAAUUCUGUUGUUUAUUAUAACGGAAGUGAUCUGUUAGUAAUAAGGCCGUGUUGCUCCUCACUUGCGGUGUAGACGCAGUGAUGCAAGUACAAUCUGUAAUGUCUCAUUAAAAUACUAUGAGCAAAAGUAAACACAAGGAAAACAAUAUGCCUAAAGACAGUAACAGAAGCCACAAGGUGCAAUAUAUAUAUUAAUUUAGGACUGUAGUUUAAUUGUGUUUUUUGCGCAUUCAUAAAAAAUAAUGCAUAAAUACUAAUAUAUAUAUAUUUCUCUGCACACUUGACAUGUACAUGGUACUCUGUCCUCAUUCUCCUCCUAAUUGGCUGUCAAUAAAUAUUUAUUCGGAGGCAAAACAAAGCUGAAAGGAAACAGAAAAGCAAUGGACUGUUGGAAAAGUGGCAUCAUCUUCCAGAUAUAUAUAUAUAUAUAAGUAUUUAUGCAUUAUUUUUUAUGAAUGCGCAAAAAGCACUGAAUUAAACUACAGUCCUAAAUUAAUAUAUAUUCUGGUGUGUGUCUGUGUGUAUUGGGCUCUUUUCAGUCUUAUAUAAUUGGACAAACAGUUGUGUAAAGUUUUAGUCUGAAGUUUAUAUUUGUAACACUCAGUUGUGGAUCUUAUUUUAUAUAUA